Messenger RNA from Linderina pennispora, 615 nucleotides. RefSeq lists its product as uncharacterized. Lineage: Eukaryota; Fungi; Kickxellomycota; Kickxellomycetes; Kickxellales; Kickxellaceae. The coding region runs from base 82 to 309 and encodes 75 amino acids. The transcript has 2 exons. The record is from RefSeq and is a predicted model, not a curated record.
GGGAAAUCCGCAGUGGCACUCGUUCCACUAGAAUGUCUAGCUGAGUACGUGCUGUUGUGGAAAAGUCAGAUGGUUAUCGCAAUGUCUAGGCUGGCGUGGGUGUUUGUCUUUAACAUACUUGGACCUCGGAUUUCGUUGCUGUUGUCCAUUUUCAGCGGCAUCGUAGACAGUGGAGCACUCCUGGCAAGCUACAAGAGAGACCCCCACCACCUUUAUAUUGCCGGAUAUACAAUGAUUCUAACCUAUCCGUGCGAGCAGCAAAAGGCACGGGUGCUGGCGGCUUCUCCUGAUCACAUUUUGUAUAUUUAGGGCACUCGGCGACGUUAUCUACAAAGGGGGGGGGGAGCAUAGACAGCGAAACUACCAUAUUGCAAUAGUGUCGACUGCGUUUCUGUGUAUCGGUGCAGUCAUAGUCAUGCUGCUUCUUCCGGCUGACAGGGCUGUUCGCGACAACGGCGUGUAUCUUCAGACUCGCAAAUCAACUAUCCCGAUGGGGCUAGAAAUGGCCCUGCAUACACUUGUGAACCCACGACUAUGGCUUCUUGUGCCGCUCAUAUUCACAUUCCCGUACAUCUACGCUGCGUAUGGGAUCCUAAUGCCAAAUAACCUGUCCGG